CGCUGCGGCGGCGCGGAGGGGGAGCCGGGACAUGGCCGCUGCCCGCUCCUGCCUGCGCGCCGCAGCCGGCAUGGCCCUGCCCGCGGCCGCGCGCGGCUGAGCCUCGACCUUGCCUUCCCCUUCCUCCUGGACCCUCCUCAUCCUGCUCCUCGUGCUCCUCUUCCUUCUCAUCUUCCUCCUGCCGCGGACGCUGCCGGGGCCGGGCCGGGGGCGGUGGUGCUGCGGGGGCCCCUCGCUGCUUUGCGGGGCGUCCCGGGGGCCGGGGCGGAGCGGGUGGAGCCGCGCGUGGUGCGGUGUGUGCGGGAAGGUGCUGCCCUGCGUCCUGCAUGUUCCCUGCGGGAGGCCGGCUCCGGAGCUGGAGCGCCGCACUGAGCCGUGGCAUCGGGGAAUUAAUUUUGUAAAUGUGUACGUGUGGCUCAUGUGCUGUGAGGGGGGUCGUGUUUUAGAGAGUUACAUCUGCUGUAGGGUUAGUUGGGGAGGAGGGGUUGAGGGCUGGUUGUAGUCCCUCUGUAUUUCGUGGGGUUGUGUUUUUGGUUUGUAUAAGCGGUUUCCAGGCUUUGAAGAGCUGCAUUGCUGUUGCUGAACUGUAGUUCUUCCAAGGUUGCCAUUGUUUGCGUUCUGGGAGGGCAGCUGGUGGCCUCGCAGGAAGGCGGCAGGUCGCGUCGGAGGAGGGCUCCGGGUCGGUUCCGUGUGACUUCUUUCCAGGCGAGGUUUAGCUUUUCUCCGGCGUCUCUGAUGCCAGAACAAGGCCCCAGAAUGAACGGUUUCUCUCUGGGCGAGCUGUGCUGGCUGUUCUGCUGCCCGCCCUGCCCCAGCCGCAUCGCUGCCAAGCUGGCCUUCCUGCCCCCGGAGCCCACGUACACCGUGCUGCAGCCCGAGCAGCAGCAGGAGCCCGGGGCGGCGGCCGGGGCGGGCACCCCCACGGGAUCGGGCACCUGCAGCCUGCACCUGAGCGAGCGGGCCGACUGGCAGUAUUCCCAGCGGGAACUGGAUGCCGUGGAAGUGUUCUUCUCCCGCACGGCCCGAGAUAACAGGCUGGGCUGCAUGUUCGUUCGCUGUGCCCCCACUGGCCGGUACACGCUGCUCUUCUCUCACGGUAAUGCUGUGGACCUGGGCCAGAUGUGCAGCUUCUACAUUGGCCUUGGCUCCCGCAUCAACUGCAACGUCUUCUCCUAUGACUACUCCGGCUACGGGGUGAGCACCGGCAAGCCCUCUGAGAAAAACCUGUAUGCAGACAUUGAUGCAGCCUGGCAGGCCCUCAGGACAAGGUAUGGUGUCAGUCCUGAGAACAUUAUCCUAUAUGGUCAGAGCAUUGGUACUGUCCCUACAGUAGACCUGGCAUCUCGGUACGAGUGUGCAGCUGUGAUCCUCCAUUCUCCCCUGAUGUCUGGAUUACGGGUAGCUUUUCCUGACACCAGGAAAACCUAUUGCUUUGAUGCUUUCCCAAGCAUUGACAAGAUCUCUAAAGUGACCUCUCCUGUGCUGGUCAUCCACGGUACCGAAGAUGAGGUGAUUGAUUUCUCCCAUGGCCUGGCCAUGUACGAGCGAUGUCCACGAGCAGUAGAGCCCCUCUGGGUGGAAGGGGCUGGGCAUAAUGACAUAGAGCUUUAUGCACAGUACUUAGAGAGACUAAAACAGUUCAUAUCUCAUGAACUUCCCAACUCCUGAAGAAGCCUACCUGAUUUUACCUCAGUUACUGUGAACGGAAGAAAUUACCUGUUUUUGCACAUGCUUUAACUGGAUAGCUGUAAUAGCUUUAUACUAUGAAGAAAUACCCUGUCUUGAGGGUGUUCUAAUCAAACAUCUGAUGAAAUUUGUCUUUUCUAUCUGGAAAUGAUUCUACUAAUGCACACAAAUAUGGUCAACUACUGUAAUUCCAACAAUUUUUAGCUUCAUUGCCCUGAAGGAAGUGGGAAUCCUAGCUGCUUAUGGGGACACUUUUUACCUAGUGCUGUAUUAAUCGAAGAUCAGUUUUCUCUGUCUCACUUCAGAUCAUUUCUAAUUCUGUCCUACAAAGACUUUUUCCCCACUGUGUUCUCAGAGUGGAGAACACAACUGUUAUGAGCUACAGCUUGUUCUGAACAAUCAUGGGUUCAAUCUAAGGGAGUUCUUUCUCUGUGAAGUUUCUAGCUGUGGUAUUGUAACUGGAAAGUUAUUGUGAUGAAGUUCCCCCUCCUCCCUGCUAGUGUUCUUUUGUUAACUUACUGAUCUUCCCAAGUAAAUUAUUUAAAUAUACUUUUACCUGAAAAUAAACAAACUACUAUAUGGGGCUAAACUGUAACGACCUCUCCAUUACUUGUAUAAACAUAACUGGAAUAUUCUUAAAGGAUCUAGGGACAAAACUGCUUUUGUUUAAAAAUAAAUGUGUAAAUUUAAUACUAGAAAAAACUCAUUUUAAUAUUCAGAUUAUCUGAAUAAUAGCCAUAACAGACAUUUCCUUCUGUAAAGCAUUCCUGUAGACUUUUUAAAAGUACUGUACAUAUUUGAAUUUACAUUUGUGCAUAGAUUCUUAAUUGGUAGUUUUAAUUUAAGUCUAGUUACAAUAAACUGCAAAAUUCUGGUUUGUAUAUGAUUGAAUACAUUUUGUUAAAAUAUGUUUUUAUCCCUAUAUUAUUUUGCUAUUAAAGUUUUAUAAAGUUUCCAGGACAAAAAAAAAAAAAAAUAAAAUUUACACAUUUAUGUUUUGAUGAAUUAUGUAACUAAAUUUUCAUUGAGCUGAUCUUUUUAGUUUAGAAGUAAUUUGAUUCUUUGACACUGGAAUCGCACAGAUUAUGCAUCAGAAAUGCAAAACACUUAAAAAUUGUUACACUACUAGGAUAGGUCUAAUUUUUCCAAAUUUAAAGGCCUUAAAUGUACUGUAAGCCUCAGAUUGUUGUAUAAAUUGAUUGCGAUUGAUUGCAGUUUGUGUCCUGUUGCUAGAAAGCAACACAGUGAUUGUAAUGGAAUAAAGGAUGCAUGGAUUAGAGCUUGC
Poecile atricapillus (Black-capped chickadee) is the source of this 2971-nucleotide messenger RNA. RefSeq names its product abhydrolase domain containing 17C, depalmitoylase (gene ABHD17C). Gene Ontology annotation, molecular function: palmitoyl-(protein) hydrolase activity. NCBI's taxonomy places the organism in Eukaryota, Metazoa, Chordata, Aves, Passeriformes, Paridae. The transcript has 3 exons. Gene Ontology annotation, biological process: protein depalmitoylation. Bases 736 to 1668 code for a protein of 310 amino acids. Gene Ontology annotation, cellular component: plasma membrane; endosome membrane. The record is from RefSeq and is a predicted model, not a curated record.